UACGCAUGCGCACUUUGGUCUUUUACCUAGUUCAGUUCUCCCGGACUCAAGUCAGCGUCCUGUUCCCUGGGGUUGUUGAGGUGUAUGAUUAAGCCCGGAAAGUGAGAGUGUAAAACAAAGCUGGAUUGGGGCGUUGGGUUCCAGUGUGCCUCGCGAGCCUCCGUUGCCUCGGGCGUUCGUUUCGCGCAACCUGCUGGGAGUUGUAGUCCCGGACCCGGGGGUGCCUGGGAAGAGGGGGGGGGGUUGGAGUUUCUCAGCGCCGAUUCCGCGGGAAAGGCCCAGGGGCCUCACACUUCGAGUCGCGGGAGCUGCGGGUCUUACUGGGAGAGACGCUGCACGUGGAGCCCGCGCCCCUGCUGUUCUCAGCCGGCUCUGGAGCGCGGGUGGGGGCGACGGGGCCGAUUCCGGAGCGGGACUGAGCUUUUGAAAUACUCCAACCAUGACUAAAAGAGAAGCAGAGGAGCUGAUAGAAAUUGAGAUUGAUGGGACAGAGAAACCAGAGUGCACAGAAGAAAGUAUUGUGGAACAAACCUACACACCAGCUGAAUGUGUAAGCCAGGCUAUAGACAUCAAUGAGCCAAUAGGCAAUUUAAAGAAAUUGCUAGAACCAAGACUACAGUGUUCUUUGGAUGCUCAUGAAAUUUGCCUGCAAGAUAUCCAGCUGGAUCCGGAACGAAGUUUAUUUGACCAAGGAGUAAAAACAGAUGGAACUGUACAACUUAGUGUACAGGUAAUUUCUUACCAAGGAAUUGAACCCAAGUUAAACAUCCUUGAAAUUGUUAAACCUGCGGAAACAGUUGAAGUAGUCAUUGAUCCAGAUGCCCACCAUGCUGAAGCAGAAGCACAUCUUGUUGAGGAAGCUCAGGUUAUAACUCUUGAUGGCACAAAACACAUUACAACUAUUUCAGAUGAAACCUCAGAACAAGUGACAAGAUGGGCUGCCGCUCUGGAAGGUUACAGGAAAGAGCAAGAACGCCUUGGGAUACCUUAUGAUCCUAUACAGUGGUCUACAGACCAAGUCCUGCACUGGGUGGUUUGGGUAAUGAAGGAGUUCAGCAUGACUGAUAUAGACCUGACCACACUCAACAUUUCUGGAAGAGAAUUAUGCAGUCUCAACCAAGAAGAUUUUUUUCAGCGAGUGCCUCGGGGAGAAAUUCUGUGGAGUCAUCUGGAACUUCUUCGAAAAUAUGUGUUGGCAAGCCAAGAACAACAGAUGAAUGAGAUAGUUACAAUUGAUCAGCCUGUGCAGAUUAUUCCAGCAUCAGUACAGUCUGCUACACCAACUACUAUUAAAGUUAUAAACAGUAGUGCAAAGGCAGCUAAAGUACAAAGAGCUCCAAGGAUUUCAGGAGAAGAUAGAAGUUCACCUGGGAACAGAACAGGAAACAAUGGUCAGAUCCAACUGUGGCAGUUUUUGCUAGAACUUCUUACUGACAAGGAUGCUCGAGACUGCAUUUCUUGGGUUGGUGAUGAAGGCGAGUUUAAGCUAAAUCAGCCUGAACUAGUUGCACAAAAAUGGGGACAACGUAAAAAUAAGCCUACAAUGAACUAUGAGAAACUCAGUCGUGCAUUAAGGUAUUAUUAUGAUGGGGACAUGAUUUGUAAAGUUCAAGGCAAGAGAUUUGUGUACAAGUUUGUCUGUGACUUGAAGACUCUUAUUGGAUACAGUGCAGCAGAGUUGAACCGUUUGGUCACAGAAUGUGAACAGAAGAAACUUGCAAAGAUGCAGCUUCACGGGAUUGCCCAGCCGGUCACAGCAGUAGCCCUGGCCACUGCUUCUCUGCAGACGGAAAAGGAUAAUUGAGCCCAGGACCUUCUGGGAGCCCGAGGUCUUUCUUAAACAUUAGAGCAAGUAUUGCUCUCACCUUUAUUACUGAAUUUGAAUCUUCUUUUAUUUCUAGACUAUACAAUCUGAUGCAUGAUUUUUUUAUAAAUAUUUCAUACUCUUGUGAAUUUGGAUCUUUUUACUUUGAGCAUAUAUUUUAGAAUACGUGUAUGUUAAAGGUCACCACAAUGUCUUCAGCACCAAGUCAGGUUCAUUGUGGGAUAGUUUGUUAACAGUCAGGAAAGCUAAACUGGUCAGUAUUAAUGUCUAGCCCUACCAAAAAUAGUCAGUAGCAUCUGAGGAUGAAAAAUAAAUGAAGUAUCUCCAGGAAACAGUCUGGCCUAACUAUUUUUGAAAAUAUAACUGUUUCCCCUCUCUGCUGCUUUAGAUGUUGCUUUACAUAGAACCAGAAAAUGGAAUUUUUCACAGCUAAAGCAUGUGUGCCUGUUUCAUCUAAUCAAGCAGAGCUAAAAUACUCCUAUCAAAUGAAAUGACAAUAUUAAUAAAUUACUAAACUGAGAGUAUCAAGUUAUUAAAAUAAUUUAUAUAUUUGCAAGCAAAGGACAAUAAGAAGUCGACUGGCAGAAGAGCAUUGCUGAAGAAGGAGAUCCAGGUUGAAAUCUAGCUUAACUCAAGCUAAUUUUAAGGAUUUUCUGUAUAGAUUAUUCAUAAUGUCAGGCCAAGAAUUUAAAUUAUUUUAAGAGAGGCAUUUAAUUCUCUAAUAAACCAACUAUUACAAAAA
Messenger RNA from Neogale vison (American mink), 2567 nucleotides. RefSeq names its product GA binding protein transcription factor subunit alpha (gene GABPA). NCBI's taxonomy places the organism in Eukaryota, Metazoa, Chordata, Mammalia, Carnivora, Mustelidae. Gene Ontology annotation, biological process: cell differentiation; regulation of transcription by RNA polymerase II. The coding region runs from base 440 to 1804 and encodes 454 amino acids. The record is from RefSeq and is a predicted model, not a curated record. Gene Ontology annotation, cellular component: nucleus. Gene Ontology annotation, molecular function: DNA-binding transcription factor activity, RNA polymerase II-specific; sequence-specific DNA binding. The transcript is spliced from 10 exons.